Messenger RNA from Cavenderia fasciculata, 735 nucleotides. RefSeq names its product Rab GTPase (gene rabJ). Lineage: Eukaryota; Evosea; Eumycetozoa; Acytosteliales; Cavenderiaceae. Bases 1 to 735 code for a protein of 244 amino acids. The transcript has 4 exons. The record is from RefSeq and is a predicted model, not a curated record. Gene Ontology annotation, molecular function: GTPase activity; GTP binding.
AUGACUUUUAGUAGUUUGUUAGUUAGUUGUGAAACAGAGAAACAGACAGACAGACAGACAAACAAAACAGAUACACAUUUUUGUAUGGAGAGAGAAUCAAUCAAUAUUGAGUGUAAAAUAGUAUUAUUAGGUAGCACAGACGUCGGAAAAACAGCUAUUUCAGUUAGAUAUGCAGAAGGUAUAUUCCCGAUGCGUCCUCUAAGUACGGUGGGCGCAUCAUUUCUUACUAAAAAUGUAAAUGUCGAUGGUAAUAGAAUCAAAUUUCAAAUAUGGGAUACUGCAGGACAAGAAAGAUUUAGAUCAUUGGCAUCAAUGUACUAUCGUGGGGCUAGUGUAGCUAUACUGGUAUUUGAUGUCUCGUCACAGAAAUCAUUUGAUAAAAUCAAAGAAUGGGUACAAGAAUUGAAAAUUAAUAUACAAGAAGAUAUUGUAAUGAUAGUUUGUGGAAACAAAAUAGAUAAAGAAAGAGUUGUAGAUAGAGAUAUUGCCAAAACAUAUGCAGACGAUAUCAAAGCAUUAUAUUAUGAAACAUCGGCCAAGAUGAACGAAGGAAUAGAUGUUAUGUUUUUAGAGAUUGCCAAACGAUUACUCAUCAAACAUCACAUCCUAUUACAUAAUCAACGAAGUCAACAACAUCAUAAUGGAGUGGGUGUCAAUCCUCGAGGCAAUAUCAAUGAUUCAAUGUCUGAUUAUAAUCGUCGUCAAUCAAAUCAUUCUUCAAAUUGUUGUAGUUGA